ACGUGGCGCCUUGAAACGACGCAAUAAGUCCUGAGCGUGCUGGGCUAGUCCGAGUUUCGCGGCUGUGGCAGUGCGGAGUAGAAUCGAGACGGGCCACGGAGGCACCAGACAAGUUUCUUCGGGCGGAGUUUAGCGGAGUUUCCUGGGAGAGAGACUAGCGAGGCCGCCCGUCGGCAGCACCAAGCGGAAACCCCAGCCAGCACUCCGGACCUCGUGGUCUCCACUCCAGGUUGUGAAACCUUCCCCACCCCGCCACCAGUCUCCAGCCAGGGACUGCGGCGUGGAUGGCCCAGUGAAUGGAACCUCGCGAUCCCCUCUGGACCUCAGCGUACCGGGGAGCUCACAGCUCGCUCUGCGGCGCCCCGCCCGCCGAACCCAAGCCCAUGCCCACCGGCCGGCCCAACAGUCUCACCCCGGCCGACCCGAACCAGCUCCUGCCCACCGAGGACGUAGAGAAGUUUUUCCGGCACUUGGACCGGCCGGGCGCGGUGACGAGCUCGCACGGCAUCAGCGUGACGAUCCACACGGCCCAGCGGGGCCAGGACGCGCCGGACCCGCCCAGCUCCGCGCAAAGCUACGGUACGGACUCCCCGUACUCGGCACAACUGCAGCAGAACUAUAGCCUGGACGCAGCCAGCUCAGGAGCAGACAUGUAUCAGAACCACUCCGUCGCCGCCAUGCACCACACCGCAGGCUCGCCGCCCACCUACCACGAGUCGCCGGGCGGGUUCCCGUUGGAGGGCCGCAGCCCGGUGUACGUUCCCACCACGCGGGUCCACUCCAUGCUAUCCAUGCCGUACAUCCAGCAGGGCAGCGGCGCUUCGCAACAAGUCACCCCGCAGCAGACCAACGGCCACGCCGUGUGGUGCCAGCCGGGCGACUCCGCCGCCGGCUUCCCGCAGCCUACCUCCUCGGCGCACCCGUCCGUGUCGCCGCGCUUCUCGUUCCCGCCGUCCCCGCCGCUGAACGCCGCCGGGACCCGGGACUCCUACCCGCCUCUGGCCGCCCGGACCAACGGCCUCAGCCCCUACACGGCCUACGUCAGCCCCGACAUGGCCAGCUGGUCCACGUUUGACAACGUCGGCUUCCACCCACGGGCCAUCGGCGGGCCCACACUGGCCAGGAGAUCUAGCUCAGAGGGGCGUGAAUGUGUCAACUGUGGUGCUACCUCCACCCCCCUGUGGCGCCGGGAUGGAACAGGCCACUAUCUUUGCAAUGCAUGUGGACUCUACCACAAGAUGAACGGGGUGAACAGGCCCCUAAUCAAGCCCCAGCGCAGACUGUCAGCGUCCCGGCGUGUGGGCUUGCAGUGUGCCAACUGCCGCACGACUCAGACCACGCUCUGGCGCCGAAACAACGAGGGAGAACCUGUGUGCAAUGCCUGCGGACUAUACUACAAACUACAUAACGUGAACCGGCCGUUGGCCAUGAAGAAAGACGGGAUCCAGACCCGGAAGAGAAAACCCAAAACUCUGAACAAGGGGAAGGGAGGACAGGGGGACAGCAAGCCUCCGACCAGCACCAGUAAUAACACAGGUAUGUUACCUAGCGCUACAUGUACUAACUAGCACCAGUAAUAACACAGGUAUGUUACCUAGCGCUACAUGUACUAACUAGCACCAGUAAUAACACAGGUAUGUUACCUAGCGCUACAUGUACUAACUAGCACCAGUAAUAACACAGGUAUGUUACCUAGCGCUACAUGUACUAACUAGC
This is a messenger RNA of Branchiostoma belcheri (Belcher's lancelet), 1716 nucleotides long. RefSeq names its product transcription factor GATA-4-like. The coding region runs from base 297 to 1568 and encodes 423 amino acids. Gene Ontology annotation, molecular function: RNA polymerase II cis-regulatory region sequence-specific DNA binding; DNA-binding transcription factor activity, RNA polymerase II-specific; zinc ion binding. Gene Ontology annotation, biological process: cell fate commitment; positive regulation of transcription by RNA polymerase II; negative regulation of transcription by RNA polymerase II. Gene Ontology annotation, cellular component: nucleus. The record is from RefSeq and is a predicted model, not a curated record. The transcript is spliced from 6 exons. Lineage: Eukaryota; Metazoa; Chordata; Leptocardii; Amphioxiformes; Branchiostomatidae.